UGUGUGGGUUUCCCUUCCAUUUCUGUAAACCAGAGCCUGGACUUGUCCCCAGAUGCUUACUGCGCACAGUUCUGGAAUGCAGAAUUCCUGAAGUGACACCAGGGGACCUACCUGCAGAGGAGUCUGUUUGGAUCCUGGUCUCCUGUCCUGUCCCCUGCUGUGUGACCACUGAGUUUUCAGGCCCCCGUGCAGCAGCCCCGUGUGUUGUGUUCAGGGGUUUUAGCUCUUACAAAGGCAAAGAUGGGGGGACUGUGAUUAUUUCAAGUUCACCAGAACCAGCGCUGGAAUAGUCCUUCUCUUGUCGUUGUUUUAAAAAAAUCAGCGGGCUUGGACUGAAGGCUGGGUCUUCCAGGCACGGGUGCUCAGAGCUCUGUUGUGCACAGCCUGAGACCACCUGAGACCCUGUGCCCUGCCUUGUGAUUUCCUGUAGGACUUGGGACCCUGGCGGAGUGACAGUCCUGGUUCCAGUGUCGUCUUCAGCUGAGCCAUGGCAACCCCGGAUGUGAGUGUCCACAUGGAGGAGGUGGUGGUGGUCACAACGCCGGACAGCGCAGUGGAUGGGAGCAGCGUGGAGGAGGUGAAGACUGUGCUGGUGACGACCAACCUGGCUCCCCACGGGGGCGAGCUGGCAGAGGACAGCAUGGAGACAGAGAACGCUGCAGCGGCCGCGGCGGCUGCGUUCACAGCCUCCUCGCAGCUCAAGGAGGCCGUGUUAGUGAAGGUGGCUGAAGAGGAGAGCCUGGAGGCUGAGGUCGUGUACCCCAUAACCUGCGGGGACAGCAGAGCCAACCUGAUCUGGAGGAAGUUUGUGUGCCCGGGUAUCAACGUCAAGUGUGUUCAGUAUGACGAGCACGUCAUCAGCCCGAAGGAGUUUGUGCACCUGGCCGGCAAGUCCACCCUGAAGGACUGGAAGAGGGCCAUCCGCAUGAACGGAAUCAUGCUCAGGAAGAUCAUGGACUCUGGGGAGCUGGACUUCUACCAGCACGACAAGGUCUGCUCCAACACCUGCCGCAGCACCAAGAUCGACCUCUCGGGCGCCCGUGUGUCCCUGAGCAGCCCCACCUCCGCCGAGUACAUUCCGCUCACUCCCGCUACGGCUGACGUGAACGGGUCUCCCGCUACCAUCACCAUAGAGACCUGUGAGGAUCCCAGUGACUGGACCACGGCCAUUGGAGAUGACACGUUCUCCUUCUGGCGAGGGCUCAAGGACGCGGGUCUGCUGGACGAGGUCAUACAGGAGUUCCACCAGGAGCUGAUGGAGACCAUGAAAGGCCUGCAGCAGCGGGUCCAGGACCCCCCCCUACAGCUCCGAGAUGCCGUCCUGCUGAACAACAUCGUGCAGAGCUUUGGCCUGCUGGACCUGGUGAAGAAGGUGCUGGCGAGCCACAAAUGCCAGAUGGACCGCUCGCGGGAGCAGUACGCCCGGGACCUGGCAGCCCUGGAGCAGCAGUGUGAUGAGCACCGCCGUCGGGCCAAGGAGCUCAAGCACAAGUCCCAGCACCUCAGCAACGUGCUCAUGACGCUGACCCCCGUGUCCCUGCCGCCCCCCACAAAGCGGCCCCGGCUGGCUCGGGCCACAUCCGGGCCGGCGGCCGUCGCCUCACAGGUGCUCAGUCAGUCUGCCCAGAUCGCCCUCAGCCCCGGCGUGCCCGUGUCCCAGCUGGCUGGCGUGCCGCUCGGCAAAGUGGUGUCCGCGCUGCCCUCCCCUGUGCUGGGCAAGGCGCCCCCCCAGGCCGCUCCUGCCAGCUCCCCCGCCUCUCCGCUGCUGGGGGGGUACACGGUGCUGGCCUCGUCGGGCGCCGCCUUCCCCGGCGCAGUGGAGAUCCACCCGGACGCAUCGAGCCUCACAGUCUUGAGCACGGCCGCCAUGCAGGACGGCAGCACCGUGGUCAAGGUGGUGAGCCCCCUGCAGCUGCUCACCUUGCCGGGCCUGGGCCCCACCCUGCAGAACGUGGCCCAGGUGUCACCUGGGGGCAGCACCAUCGUGACAGUGCCCACGGGGGCCGUCGAGAGCGCCGUGGCCGCCUCGGGGCCCGAGGAGCAUACGGCCACCAUCGAGGUGGCCGCCAUGGCAGAGGGCCACGAGCACAAGUAGACACUGUUGGAAGGCGAGGCCCCUCGGGGGCACAGGGUCGGCCGCCUCUCCUCAGGCCGUGGCCGGGCAGGAGCGCGGCCCCGGCACCCCGCGGGUGACGUGGGGCUGAACCAAAGAGAGGAAACACCAAAACAGACGAGGAAAAGGGAUCGCGAACGACAGACCUGUGCGGCCAGCCUCGCUCUCGUACUUCCUCCCCCUUCUUUCUUAGGAAAUACAUUUUUCCAUCUGUU
Messenger RNA from Lontra canadensis (Northern American river otter), 2328 nucleotides. It is a transcript of the gene GMEB2, whose product is annotated as glucocorticoid modulatory element binding protein 2. Gene Ontology annotation, cellular component: nucleus. Lineage: Eukaryota; Metazoa; Chordata; Mammalia; Carnivora; Mustelidae. Gene Ontology annotation, molecular function: RNA polymerase II cis-regulatory region sequence-specific DNA binding; DNA-binding transcription activator activity, RNA polymerase II-specific. The record is from RefSeq and is a predicted model, not a curated record. Gene Ontology annotation, biological process: positive regulation of transcription by RNA polymerase II.